This is a messenger RNA of Punica granatum (pomegranate), 762 nucleotides long. The record is from RefSeq and is a predicted model, not a curated record. Lineage: Eukaryota; Viridiplantae; Streptophyta; Magnoliopsida; Myrtales; Lythraceae.
AUUAUAUUCUCCCUCCAGUGCUAUUUCUCUUCCAACUCGUCUCCCUCGAGCCUUCUCUCAGCUGAAGAUGUCCGAGAAUCCACUGCUGUCUCUCUUCCAGAGCAUCGACAGAGUGUCCAAAUGCCUUCAAACCCACCUCUCCAAUUUCAUCGGCAAGUCUCAUGACCCAUCACCCAUUAACCGGAAACCUCUCCUCUCUACCUCAUCUUCAUGGAAAUUGUCGAGCACAGACGUCGAUUCUGUUCAACUGGUUGACAUUCUGAAGAAGAAGGGCCAAGCUGCUGCUCCUGUGACAAAAGAAGAGCUUGGGAGGGCCACCUGGACUUUUCUUCACACAUUGGCUGCCCAGUACCCAGACAAUCCAACUAAACAACAAAAGAAAGAUGUAAAAGAUUUGAUGGCUAUCUUAUCUCGAUUAUACCCUUGCCAGGAAUGUGCCGAUCAUUUUAAAGAGGUGCUGAGAGUAAACCCAGUGCAGGCAGGAUCUCAUGCUGAGUUCUCCCAAUGGUUAUGUCAUGUACACAACGUUGUUAACCGAAGCCUCGGGAAAUCUGUGUUUCCUUGCGAGCGAGUCGAUGCAAGAUGGGGAAAGCUGGAGUGUGAGAAUCGAGCUUGUGAUGUACAAGGAACUCUCACAAAAUUUGACUAAUGAAAAAUUAAUUUACUAUAUUUUCAUACAUCGGAACUUAGCGAGAAAUGAAUAUACCUGAGGAUCCAUUAUUCUCAGAGGUUGUUUUAAUUUUAUUUUAUUUUUAAAUCGGA